Bacidia gigantensis is the source of this 510-nucleotide messenger RNA. RefSeq lists its product as uncharacterized. The coding region runs from base 1 to 510 and encodes 169 amino acids. The record is from RefSeq and is a predicted model, not a curated record. The transcript is spliced from 3 exons. NCBI's taxonomy places the organism in Eukaryota, Fungi, Ascomycota, Lecanoromycetes, Lecanorales, Ramalinaceae.
AUGUACGGCAAAGCCAAGCGUUUUAGACAUGCAGUGAAGGCUAUGAAGGUUGAGCGCAUAGUUGAGAUUCAUCGUCUUAAAGAUGAAGCCGAGCUUGAGAAGGCGAUGGCCCAAGUCAUGAAGGCUGAACAUGAGAUGUCUCAAGCCGAACGUACGAGGCUACUAUCCGAAGCCAAUAAUCACCGGCAGGCUAAUGAAAGCGUAAAGACUGAUCAUGCGAAUGGGAUGAGGCGCCUCAAAGACAAAGCCGAACUUGGCUCCGUGUAUGUUGACGAUGCUUCGAAACAUGAACUGUCUCCAUCCUCUGCACAGCUGCAGCAUGAGGUCGGCGAAGUCGCCUCAGAGAUCGUUCAGAGGAGAUCAAGAGACGCUUCAUGGUUUCAAGGACAAAUGCUUGUGCUGGAGGCUUUGGAGAUGAUCAACAGAAUACGCAAGAAGUAUUUAGACAAUUUCAUCAACGCCCACUCCUCGAACGUGUCGAUGGCCCUCUCUUACAAAGUGCUUAAAUGA